AUGGAGCAGCAGCUACUCAAGGAUUUAGGAUCCCAGCUGAAGAACAAAGGCCUGAGGUGUCUCCACCCCCUGCAGGUUGUCACGCUGUGGUACCGCCCCCCUGACGUGCUGUUUGGUGCCAAGCUGUACUCCACCUCCAUAGACAUGUGGUCAGCCGGCUGCAUCUUUGCAGAGCUGGCCAAUGCCGGGCGGCCCCUGUUCCCGGGAAACGACGUGGACGAUCAGCUGAAGAGGAUUUUCCGAUUGCUGGGAACCCCCACCGAAGAGCAGUGGCCGGCCAUGACCAAGCUCCCAGACUACAAGCCGUAUCCCAUGUACCCUGCAACAACGUCGCUGCUCAACGUGGUGCCCAAACUCAAUGCCACAGGUCGGGACCUGCUGCAGAACCUGCUGAAGUGCAACCCGGUGCAGCGGAUCUCAGCCGAGGAGGCACUGCAGCAUUCCUACUUCACGGACUUCUGCCUCCCGUAGAGACUGCCCGCAGCUGGGCCUGCCGGGCCAGCAUCUGCCCUGCUCCACUGGCGCGGGGGAGAAUGUCCUGGGGCCAGGGCACUGGGUGAUGGGCAGGGCCCUGCGUCCCCAUCCCCCCCUCAGUAUUUAUUAGGUUUUUAACCCAUUGCAGCGCCUGGUUUUCUACCAGUCUCUGCUGGGACCCCAUGGACAGGAGCCAGCUCCCUCCCUGCCCUGCCCUGCUGCGAGUGCUCGUCGCCCUGGUACUGUGCAGCGUCACCUGCCUCCCACAGGACAGGGACGGCCCUGGGGUUCCAGUGGGGCACAGGAAAGGGGGGAGCCAUUGCUUUCCCUUCCUUCACCAGGGGUCCAGGGACAAGGGACGGCUCCUCCUGGGCUGGCAUGGGAUGUGGUGCCCCUAGCACAAGCUGCCCCUUCUUGCCACAUCCCUUGCAAGCCCCUGCGCCCUGGCUGUGCCUCUGCCUGGGUGGGGCCCCUUCUAGCUGGGACUCCUUGGGGGGCCAGGCAGCUUCCCUCCCCCUCGUACCGUGCUCCUGUGUGGCUGAAGGUGUGUGUUUAAUUUCAUAAACAUUUCCCCUCCCUCA
Molecule: messenger RNA, 1055 nt
Organism: Gopherus flavomarginatus (Mexican gopher tortoise)
Lineage: Eukaryota; Metazoa; Chordata; Testudines; Testudinidae
Gene: CDK5
Product: cyclin dependent kinase 5
Exons: 6
Coding region: 1-471 (156 amino acids)
Biological process (GO): axonogenesis; neuron apoptotic process; protein phosphorylation
Cellular component (GO): nucleus; cytoplasm
Molecular function (GO): ATP binding; cyclin-dependent protein serine/threonine kinase activity
Source: RefSeq, a predicted model, not a curated record